UUUUAUUUCUAUGUUUUGGAGAAGAAGAAGAAAAUAUCUCCCACUAUCCAGCUAGUCGGAGUGGUCUAUCGCUUGCUUUGACCGCUGCUUGUUACUUAUAAUCAUCCCAAACAACUCUUUCUUUUUAUAUUAGAAGAAAUAGCUAUAUGAAGAGUCUCCGGUGUAAAGGGGAAACGGCUCCAACUCACGAUGGAAGACUGCUUGCACACUUCUUCAGAGAACCUGUCUAAGCUGGUCCGCUGGGCCCACAGUCACGGCACCAUCUGUGCUCUCAUCCCGAACCUCAAACACCUGCUUACCGAGGGUUCCCAUGGGAACCUGACCGCCAUGUGGGGGUGCGGCGCGGGCCACGCCUACCACUGGCCCCUCCCCGCCACCUGUAAAACCGGCCAGAAGGAGCGGGGCGGCUGCUUCCAGGACAGCCGAAGCAUCAACUCGGACAGCCUCAGUGUCCAGGGAGGGGCCUCGGCCCGUCAAAGCAGCCCAGGAGAUGAGAGGUUUCUGGGCCGCUCCACCAAGGCCAAGGGAGGUGACAGCAGCCAGACACGGGACUCCUGCGACUUCUCCAACUGCAGCGACGACAACACCGAGGCCGACGACAACACCGAGGCCGACGACAACACCGAGGCGUACAACAACAACCUGUUUGAUAUUGUCUGUGAGUCUUCAGCCACGACGGACGAGGAUGGAGACGUAGACUACGAGCCUCAUCACAGACCCAGGAAGAGGGGUCCCCCGGGGGGCAUGCCCGGCCCCCAGAGACCAGGGUCUGAGGACAGGGGACAGGGGGACAAGUCAGUGAAGAAGAUCAAGCAGGAGACUGCUGAGGACUUUUACACAGUACCUAAAGCCCAGCUAGCAGCAGGGGUAGGUACUGACUCUGGCCUAGCCUCUCACUCAGUCUCCCAGUCCCCAAAACCUAAUAAUUCCCUGUCCCACCAUGCAUUGCCACACAAACCCUUGCAGCUGGAUGCCGACUGUUUGGUUGGUGGUGUGUCGUCGUCUCUGCUGGGCCACUCCUUUCCUCUCAAACCUCUCCGAGGCUCUAUCUCCAGCUCUGUCUCCAAACCUUCCAUGAUGAGCACUAGUUCUCCCAGACAUCAGGACCUGUCUUCGGUGUCGACCCAGGGCCUGAGCACCCUCCCUGGUGCAGGUAGUGAGCUGAUGGAGGACCUGCUGAACCAUGGAGGAUCUGAGGGGCCGUUGGGGAACCUGACUCCUUCCUCUCCCAGUGGGAUGAACCCUAACCUGGACCUCCUGGGAGCAGAGACCAAAGGAGAGGCAACAGACGUAAUCUGGCCCACCUCUUCAAGCCACUGCCUGACCAGCGAACCGGAAGAGGAGAAGCGGCGCGUUGAAGAGUUUGUUGCUAGAAUAGAUCUGGAUCAGCUACAGAGUCUACAGACGGUCAUACACCAGGUUCUGUCUUUCCGUGACAAGAAAAUGGAGAGAGGGGAGGAUUGGAGAACGGAGAGAGGGGAAGAGAGGAGAACGGAGAGAGGACAGGAUUGGAAAACGGAGAGAGGGGAAGAGAGGAGAACGGAGAGAGGACAGGAUUGGAAAACGGAGAGAGGGGAAGAGAGGAGAAUGGAGAGGGGGGAGGAUUGGAGAACGGAGAGAGGGGAAGAGAGGAUAGCGGAGAGAGGGGAGGAUUGGAGAACGGAGAGAGGGGAAGAGAGGAGAGCGGAGAGAAGGCAGUACCAUGAGGAUAGAGCUCCCAGUCAUUAUCCCCAGCCCCACAUUUAUCAACCCAACACCCAUCAACAACAGACCCAGUUCCAGUCCCAUCUUGAGACCCACCAGCCACAGCUUCAACCCCAGCCUGAGCCGACGCGCUGGCGAGGCCGUCACAGGGAGCAGCUGCAGGGCCAGCAGGAGCUCUACCCCGGCUCAGGAGUCCUGCUGUCCUCCCUGCAGCUAGCUGCCAUGUUUCAGGAGGCCAGAGGGAACUGCAUGAGACUCUUUCAUCUCCUAUUCGAGCAUUUCUUCACCGAGGAAGACCUCAUUGGGGCGGUGGCCUUCGGCAGGAGGGGAAAAGUACCCGACGGCAAGAAGAUUCUUGACCGCAGAACGGUGGACGCAAUCAUAGCGUACGUCCUCCACUGCUCUGCCCUGGAUGGCUGGACGUCGGUGGAGUCGUCCAAACUGAAGAAAGCAUGCAUCAAUAAGUGUAGACUGAGGAUGUGUCAGAGGAGAAUUGUUACAUGUCCUGACGACUUUCCGCAGGUCAGGGUCUGAGGAUCCUACCGUUGUGGAGGAAAGGAGGUCAUCGUGUCUGCCUUCUGUUAGACAUGAGACCAUGUCUUUUGUCCCAAAUGGAAUCCUAUUGCCUUCAUAUGGGCUCUGGUCAAAAGUGUAGUGCUCUAUAUUGGGCUCUGGUCAAAAGUAGUGCUCUCUAUAGGGCUCUGGUCAAAAGUAGUGC
Oncorhynchus keta (chum salmon) is the source of this 2422-nucleotide messenger RNA. RefSeq lists its product as uncharacterized. The transcript is spliced from 6 exons. Bases 190 to 2238 code for a protein of 682 amino acids. NCBI's taxonomy places the organism in Eukaryota, Metazoa, Chordata, Actinopteri, Salmoniformes, Salmonidae. The record is from RefSeq and is a predicted model, not a curated record.